This is a messenger RNA of Pelodiscus sinensis (Chinese soft-shelled turtle), 850 nucleotides long. NCBI's taxonomy places the organism in Eukaryota, Metazoa, Chordata, Testudines, Trionychidae. The record is from RefSeq and is a predicted model, not a curated record.
GCCCUCAGGGUUUUCCGCUUGUCCCUCCUCAGCGAUCGCUCAUUCGACAUCAGUGUGCCGCAGCUGCAGCAGCGAUUCCGGAGCUUGCAGCGCUCGCUGCACCCCGAUUACUUCAGCCACAGAUCCCAGAAAGAGCGGGACUUUUCUGAACAGCACUCUUCCUUGGUUAACAGAGCCUACCAAACCCUUCUGAGUCCCUUGAGCCGUGGAUUAUACCUACUGAAGUUGAAUGGAGUAGUACUUGCAGAAGGGACAGACAGUGGCAUAGAUGUGGAGUUCCUCAAGGAAAUCAUGGAAAUCAACGAGACACUGGCAGAACCUAAUAACGAGGCUAAAAUAGAAGAGAUUGAAAGUUUCAUUGAAGUUAAACUAGAAGAAUUGACCAAGAAUGUGAGCAAAGCUUUUGAAAAAGAUGAUCUCCAAGAAGCCAAGAACCUUCUAGCCAAAAUGAAAUACUUUAAAAACUUGGAGGACAAAGUGAAGAGUAAGAAGAACCCUUCCUAAUAUCUCAUCUUUUGCCAUUAAGACCUGAUCCAAUUGACUAAAGCAGUGAUUGGUAGUUUCUGAUUCAGGAAGUAAAAGAAGCACAACCAUUGUGUAUCUUUUGAUUUUUUUUUUUUAUCCUUCUUUACUUACGGAAACAGAAGAGCUGUGCAGAAGAUAUCCAUGUGCCAGUGUCAUUAGUUGGCCGUCUUGGAAGUGAAAUGUUGGUGGCAAUAAGAAUUCUGAACUGCUCAGUUCCAACUGCUGGCUUUUUGGCCACACUUCUUACUCUCACUGUUUACGCUGUCUGUAUCCCAAAACAUGUGUCUAAUCGAUCCUUAGUGGACAAUAAAUAACUGAAUAUGCA